Messenger RNA from Recurvomyces mirabilis, 396 nucleotides. RefSeq lists its product as uncharacterized. The record is from RefSeq and is a predicted model, not a curated record. The transcript is spliced from 2 exons. Lineage: Eukaryota; Fungi; Ascomycota; Dothideomycetes; Mycosphaerellales; Teratosphaeriaceae. Bases 1 to 396 code for a protein of 131 amino acids.
AUGCCUGCUGGCUCGGGCAAUACUGCACCAACCUUGACCAGUAUCACCAUUUUCUUCUUCUGUUGGGCACUGUUCACCUUUGCUUUGCGACUCUAUGUGAAGCUUCCGAAGCGUGAGCUGUGGGCAGUCGACGACACGGUCGUUGCAUUGGCGCUCCUGGCGGCGCUCGCCAAUCUCAUUGCUACAACGCAUGCUGUAAACCACGGCUAUGGCGCUCCGUGGUCUGCUCUCGCCAAUUUAGCGGUCGUCGAGAAGGUUCGCCACAGAAGCACGAUCGUACGACAUGGUCUGGAUCUGACGCAUUAUCUCCAGGCGUUAUAUGCUGCACAGCUACUAUACGUGGUGUCCAUGGGGGGUAAGGAAGAUCUGAUCGAUAGCUGGCAUCAGCCGUGCUGA